AUGGGGCUUGAGUCAAACAAUUCGGCCACGGAUGUGUAUGUUGUCGGAGAGGAAGAAGGGGCGAAGAGACGUUCAUUCAACCUCUACUGGAAGAUUGGCCAUUUCUUCAUUUGGCUUGUCAUGACUGGCUGGUGGAUUGCCGGACUUGUUCUUCACAGAUACGACCUGGGCUGGUUGAUUCCUUUCCUUGUCUGGCUUGGCCUUACUAUCCGACUCGUCACCCUCUAUGUUUCUACCAAAUAUGUCACCAAGCCCAUUGCAUUUGUCUGGAUCAAGGCCGUCUACAACCCAGUCCAGAUGAUCCCAGAGAAGUUCAGACUUCCUCUUGGCGCUGCUGGAACAAUUGCUGUCUUCCUCGUGGGCACUUUCAUCCCUGCAGAAUCUGCAGACAACACAAGGGCAAACCGUGCAGUGAGCUUGUUUGGUCUGCUUGUGUUCAUUGGCACAUUCUAUGCUACUUCCCGGGACCGCAAGGCGAUUCAAUGGCAGACUGUCAUUGUCGGAAUGCUUGCUCAAUUCCUGCUGGCACUCUUUGUGUUGCGAACAAAGGCUGGUUAUGAUAUUUUCAACUUCGUCGCCUACCUUGCCAAGACCCUCCUCGGAUUUGCCGCUCAAGGAACCUCAUUCCUCCUCAGCGCUUCAGCUCUGGAACUCGGAUACUUCCUUCUCAACGUCAUCCCACCAAUCAUCUUCUUCGUCGCAUUCGUCCAACUUCUGUACUACUGGGGCUGGCUACAAUGGGCCAUCAAGAAGUUCGCGACCGUGUUCUUCUACGGGAUGAAAGUCAGCGGCGCUGAAGCCGUUGUGGCAGCUGCUUCUCCCUUCGUCGGCCAGGGAGAAUCCGCAAUGUUGAUCAAGCCUUACAUCCCUCACCUCACAUCGGCGGAGCUCCACCAAGUCAUGACCUCUGGCUUCGCAACGAUCGCCGGUAGCGUUCUUGCAGCCUAUAUCUCUAUGGGCAUUAGUCCAUUGGCACUCGUGUCAUCGUGUGUGAUGAGUAUCCCAGCCUCUCUAGCCAUCUCCAAGCUUCGCUAUCCCGAGACGGAUGAACCUCUCACCGCAGGCAAGAUCAUCAUCCCCGAAGACCAAGAUGAGAAGCCGAGUAACUCUCUCCAUGCAUUUGCGAACGGAUCGUGGUUGGGUAUCAAGAUCGGAGGUAUGAUCAUUGCUGGGCUGCUUUGCAUUCUCGCACUUCUUGGUCUAGUCAAUGGUCUACUCGGAUGGUGGGGACACUACUUGAACAUCAACAACCCUCCUUUGAGUGUCGAGAUGAUUCUCGGUUAUCUCUUCUACCCCAUCGCUUUCUUGCUAGGAGUGGAGCGUAACGGAGACUUGUUGAAGGUCUCGCAAUUGAUUGGUGUUAAGGUGGUUGCAAAUGAGUUCGUUGCUUUCGCAAAAUUGACCCAGGAUGCAGGCUAUGCCGCCCUAUCAGCUCGAUCCCGCCUCAUCGCCACCUAUGCAGUCUGCGGUUUCGGUAAUAUCAGCUCAGUCGGUAUCCAAAUCGGCGUUCUUUCCCAGUUGGCCCCUGGCCAGAGUGGCCGCAUCGCCAAAGUCGCCUUUUCUGCUUUGAUAUCCGGGGUCAUUUCGACCUUGACUAGUGCAAGCAUUGCGGGCAUGUUGAUCACGGAUCAGAGUAGAUAUACCACAGUUGGCGUUCAGCAUUGA
Messenger RNA from Hyaloscypha bicolor E, 1665 nucleotides. RefSeq names its product H+/nucleoside cotransporter. The transcript has 4 exons. Gene Ontology annotation, cellular component: membrane. Gene Ontology annotation, molecular function: symporter activity; nucleoside transmembrane transporter activity. Lineage: Eukaryota; Fungi; Ascomycota; Leotiomycetes; Helotiales; Hyaloscyphaceae. The record is from RefSeq and is a predicted model, not a curated record. The coding region runs from base 1 to 1665 and encodes 554 amino acids. Gene Ontology annotation, biological process: nucleoside transmembrane transport.